This is a messenger RNA of Linum trigynum, 6183 nucleotides long. NCBI's taxonomy places the organism in Eukaryota, Viridiplantae, Streptophyta, Magnoliopsida, Malpighiales, Linaceae. The record is from the annotation of a GenBank genome assembly.
AAGUACUGUUUUACAACUCAAAUUUGCCGAAGCUCUAUUAGAGUGAGGAGAGAAUGGCUCAUUUUUUUGUCUGCUUGUCCUUCUUUGUCGUUUGCUUGUGCUUUCAUGUCCUUGUAUUCUUGCUUAGUACACCAAAAAAAAAAAAAAACUCUAAUAUAGGAUGGUAAUGGCUUUGCAAGCAUUCCAUAGUCAAUUGACAUUCAAAUAAGCAUUAUAUGUCUCAAACAUAUAAUGAAAGGGUCACAUUUAGUCACUCUCCUGUUAGCCUCCGUCCAACUCCAGUCACUCAAAUUACUGAAACAUGUCACAUUUAAUCACUCGAAUUACUGAAACAUGUCACAUUUAGUCACUCUCCUGUUAGUUUCCGUCCAACUCCGUUAAUGAAGUUGGACGGAAACUAACGGGACAGUGACUAAAUGCGAUCUGUUUCAGUAAUUCGAGUGACCAAAAUUGAUAUUAAAAUUUUCUAGUGACUAAACAUCACACAAUUUAGUAAUUUCAGUGACAAAAUGUGGCAUUUAGCCUAUAAUGAAAUAAUCACAUUAAACACAUAUAAUCAAUAUGUUUUCAACAAAGAUCAGAACCCCAAACUCAAUACUUGCUUGUCCCUAAGUAAUGACUAAGCAAGAGAAAGGUAAAUUGAGGAAACAAAACACAGACCCCAUUAAGUGACAACCGUGCUCAAAACACAAGACCCACGACACACAGAAAACAACAUUAACACCAGAAAUUUAUCCUUGUACGCUUGUGAUUAUCAGUAGUUUCUUUCUCACUGGAUGAGUUGUGCUUUAAUGAUCAUACCUUUCACCCCAUACUCAAUGUCUUUGCAACCCUUUACUGUUGAUAGACUCAAACAUUGUACGACUUAUCACAAUUCAAUUCAAUUAGCAACACUCAAUUCCGAUCAUCAAUAGUGGGUAAUUAACAACUUAUGGUGCAAUAGUUAAUUAGUUAUUAGGAGAAUCUAACCACAUCAGUGAGGUGCAUAUCUCGUGAGGACAAUCUAGCUUACUUACACCAACCAUUAGCAUCCAACUAAGCAUGAAAGUCUAAAAAGUGCAUGGGGAAGCUUUUAGUAAAUUUGGUUUUAACUUUAAGAACAUCACUACCUUUCUUGACAAUGAGAGGCUUUCUCUCUUUCCGAUUUUGCUUGCCGAGUAACCGUAUUUAGUACAAGUGAGUUUUGUUUCUUACUACUGGUGACCGAGCAAGAGCAAUUUCUGCUUCUUCGCACUCGCAUAAGGGCUUCUUUCAACUUCUUUUCCUCGGUCCGUGUGGAGGGUCAAUGCAACAGAGGGGUGUCGGAAGCUUUAUCUGUGCCCUCUAAGCACAUUCUUAAAUGACACUUAACACGGCAGGGGAUUGUAUUUGAUAAGCAACAUCGUACGAUCACAAACCGAUGCUCAAUUGAACUUUUCCUAAUUCCCCUAUGCAAAGAGUAAUUGCCUCACAAGAUCUUGGUACUUUACCCACACUUUAAUUGUUAUGGCAAAUUUCUUAUAUUCUACUUGUCAAGUAGGAUUUUCUUAUUUAUAAAGAUACUGUUUACCCCAUAUAAAACAUUUAAAACAGAGAGACUCAUUGGCAAAGUCAGAAACUCAAAAGAGAUGCAACUAAGCAAGGUAUCCAACGUAUCGAAUGGUCAAUGCUCUCCACCUAACCACUUCACCAAAAGGCAUUACACUAUCCUCUCAAAAGAGAAUGUUGCUAAAGGAGUUUGCUAAUUCAAAACACAUUAAGCCAGUCAAAAACAUCAAGCUAAUUGUGAAGAUCUUUGACAUUCAACACUUGUGGGGUGAUUUUGAUGAUUCCAAACAUGCACAAGCUCGUUCAAAAGGCACCAAAAUCAUUUACAUCAUGUUACCACAAGAGUACAAUGUUUUUUUAGGUGUUUUUUAGCCUUUAGGUUUAGCACAAGCAUUUGAACCUGCACAUUCAGACUACAUGCAGUUUUCCUGUGCACAACCUACUGCAGUUUUUUAACUGACCACAUCACAUGACAAAAGGAACAAAACGAAACACUAAAACUCACCACCCCACACUCAGGAUGGAACAUUGCCGCUAAUGUCCAACUCCUAAUCUAAACAUGCAUGAGUUUGACACAACUAAAAAAAAAAAUAAAGAAAAGAAAACUAACCUUGGGUUGCCUCCUAAGAAGCGCUUGUUUAGCGUCCUCAACUUGACGUUCAUGGAGAUUUCAACAAUGGGUAUAGAAAGGUAUCCUGAAUACCCUCCAGAACAAUGAUAGAACACAUAACCUCCAUCCAACAUAUGAGUUACCUUCACAGGGCCAGGUGUGCGAAAAUUCGAUAUGACCUUCUUAGCUUGCAUGUUAGACCCUUUAUUGAGGCGUAGGUGGUAUUGCAGCAACGCCUCAAGCAAGUAUUCUUCCUGUUUCAAUGUCAGUGAAGAAGGAAUAAUAACAGGAAGAUUGAAAUCCAUACCCAAAUAUCUAUACUUGAGAUGACCUGGUAAGUAAUUAUGUCCUUGCUUUGAUUUCAGAAUCUGAGAUGAUAGGACAUGUGAUAGUUCUUCGGGUGGUACACCAUCACUGGAAGAGGAACUAUUUCUUUCUCGAGCAACGCUUUCAAAGUCAUAAAAUGAUUCGUGAAUAUAAUGAUCAACUUGAAAGACAUAAAAAAAUUUCCUCCUCCUUACCUACUCUACUUGGAAUGUCAACUUGCCUCUCCCGACAUCAAUGAGUUCAUCUCUAGUGGCUAGAAAAGGUCUACCAAGGAUGAGUGGCGGUCCCUGAUCAUCUUCCAUCUCCUGGAUAGCCUUUGGCAUAUAUAUAUAUAUAUAUAUGGUGGCUACUUCGGUGCACUCACCUUUUUAGUGCAUUCAAUGUACUCAACUCUAAAAGUGACCAUAAUACACCGAAUUUUAAAUUUUAAUUGGUAGCAUUAGUCUUGUAUGAUGAUAUAACAUAGAAUUAUUUAUAACUAUUCCAUCCAUUACCCUAACCCCUUAACCCUCAAUUUUGAAAAUCUCCAAAUUGUAAACCUAAACCUUAAGCCUAAAUCUCUAAACCCUAAACCAUUCAAAUUAAAGUAACUCUUGAAUAGUUUUUGUACAAAUUCAUGUAUUUUCUUGUUCAUCAUAUCACAAAUGGUGAUUGUAAUCGUUUCUAUAUGAAUCGCCCGCUCAGAAUGACGAUUAUGAGACGAGUAACCGCCACCGUAGCAAAUAUAUUGGAAUCCCGCAUGUUUCGGCAACUUUUCUAAGCGAAGCUAAUUAAAUGAGGUUGACAAUUUUAGCAAAUCAAUAUACGAUAAGACAAAUUUAUGAGUGGACGAAAGCAAUCUGGAUGCAUGCAUGUCAGCAUUCGAUAUAUGAGUGCAAUUAGCAGCUAAUUUCGUUUUGUCUUCUUCAUGAUCUGUACGUACGUACAUACUCGAUAUCUAAAUUGGCAGUAAGUACGUACGUACGUACGCAAUAUUAAUCGCAAUCUCCAUCUAUCGAUCCCGAUCAUAUGGGUCCUAUCUCGUCGAGAUCAUGGUCGGGAUGGACCUUUUCGUUUCUUUCGUUACAGCUUCUUGCUUCCUUGAAUUACUGUUUCUGCCAUACAAAUAAGACCCACCACCAAUGGUUGGAAGCACAAGCGACAUGGUACGGUCCUCCCACCGGCGCCGGAACCACCGGUGGAGCUUGCGGUUACACCGACAGCGUUGAGAAGCCCCCAUUCCACAAGCUGGUAGCCGCCGGCGGGGAUGCGUUUUACAAGUCCGGGAAAGGGUGCGGAGGGUGCUACAAGGUGAAAUGCAAAUCCCAUCCCGACUGCUCCAAGCGCCCGGUCAACAUCGUCAUCACCGACCACUGCCCCGGCACCAACCAGCACUUCGACUUGAGCGGCCACGCCUUCGGAGCCAUGGCCCGCCCCGGCAAGGAAGACCUUCUCCGCUCCGCCGGGAAGCUCACCGUCAAAUACAGGAGGCAUCCAUGCAAGUUUUAUGGGACCCCGAUGACGUUCCACGUCGACGCCGGCUCCAACCCGUACUAUUUGGAGGUGCUGGUGGAGUUCGUGGAGGGAGACGGCACCAUCUGCUCCGUGGAGUUGAGAGCAGCAAACUCCAACGAGUGGGUUCAGAUGAAACCCUCAUGGGGAGCGCUGUGGCAACACAGCUGUAGCUCUCCUCUGUGUGGGCCCAUCUCUUUCCGCAUUACCACGGACGAAACCAAACGGGUCGUCACCGUCAACGACGUCUUGCCCAAGGAUUGGAAGCCCGGACAGGAUUAUCGUGCCACUCAUCAUUAAACCUUCGUCAACGUGUGUUCGCAUGACUUGCUUCAUUUAUUUAUUUAUUUAUUUAGGAUGAACGUAUGAAUCCAUGAUGUGUCAUCUAACUUGGAUUUCUAUGUUCCAAUUGUGUUUCCAAACUUUGGCAUUGUGUUAUGCGGCCAACGCACGCUCGCACCACGCUCGACGUGAUGAUGUUCGUAGACGAAUUAGAGGAUGAGAGGGUGAUCGUGACGACGGCAUUUGAAAUGAGUCAUGUUAUAUAAAUAACUCAGAUCCUUUAAUUAACUCUACGUUUAACCAAGAAAAGUGAGCUUUAGUUGGACGUGGUAGUAUAGAGGUUCAAGGUCUUAAAUCAGAAUUUUCACUCUAAAGUCGACUCCCUUUCGUCAAAUAAAGAAAAUGGGAUCUUAUAGUGAUCUAUAGGUUACAUCAUGCACAUGACAAGGGCAAUGACCACCAUUCUGUCAUGACUUCGAACCAGAACCAUCAUUAAAAACGUGCAACAGCAGAUGAGUCAUGUCUUAGGUCACAACUUUACCUUGGGCAUGACCUGUAAUACGAUGUCACUUUUGAAGGUCUUCAAUUGUGGUUUGACUUUGAUCAAUGUCAUGAGGGAUGUCUUCCUGCCACGAUUAUUGUCGUGAUCACGAUUUUUCUCUUAUGGCUAUGAAAGUUGGCAAGAUUAGUUAGCAGUUUCCACAGUAAAAGGUCAGCCGAUUAACUCUUCUGGUUGUGACAUCGAUCGGGAUCGAGACCUGCUCGAUCGAGACCACCUUCCCGGCCUCCUUCUUUUCUUGUUAUUCCUUGAAACAAUGCCCAUACGUACUAGCCCCAAAUUGUUAUUCCUUGUUACUGGAGCAUUAGACCCUUAUUAGUUGAAAAAAAGCUAGAAUCUCCUAUACCUCAAUUCAUGUGGAGGGUCAAUGAAACUAGAUCGUGUCUGAAGCUUUAUCCAUGCCUUUAGAACACAUUCUCAAGUUGACUAUCAAUUCAACGGGUGUAAAUUUUGCUUGUACUAGAGAGGAACCAACAUCACUGAUGCACAUAUAACAUGCAAGUGCAGUGGCGGAGCCACAGUCAAGGGAAUGGGGUCCCAGGACCCCACUUGGGAACAAUUAUGAGUAAAAAAUGCUUAGAUAAUUGCUGUAAAUUGGACUUAGGACCCCAUAAUAAAUCAUCUCACUCAACAUAUUAAGAGCUUCUCAUGUAUCUUCACCUUAGUUUCUAUAUAACCCACCACUUAGGACCCCAGUCAAGUUCAAAUCUGGCUACGCCACUGUGCAAGUGAUAAAAAUCCUUGGAUGCCUUAGGUUCGUAUUCCACAAGAUUUUCUAAUGUAUAACUACUCACACCACACCAUCUAUGCUCGAACUAGAAUAGUAAAGACUUUUAGUGGACCUAGGAAUAGUAAAUCCUUGGAUGCCCUACUCUACUCCUUUCUCUUGUAUUUCAUAUCUCAAUUAUAACUAUUUGAUCAAUGAGCCUUUGAUAGACCUAGGAUGUGUUUUUGUACUCUUUCAUGCCUUCUUGGUAUGUUUUUAUUGAUUUUCAAUGUACAAUAUGACCUAGGAGAAUUAGGAUCAAGCAUUGGAAACUCUAGAGGACCAAAGGAGCUAUAAAGAGAAGUAUAUGUAUUUUUCAUGAUAAAGACGAGGUCCGAUGACAAAGAAUCCUACUAUUAACCACAAGUAAAGCCCAAGAGAAGCUCAAGCAGAAGCAAGAACCAAUGACAACCCAACAUAGGGUCCAAUUGUCGCUCAUGGAAACCUGCAUAAACCGUGCCCAAAUAUUCAUGAGAGGUUGUCCAUGGGCCAAGAAGACCAGCCCAAGAAGAAAAGGGGCGGUCCCAACCGCUACUUAGCCGCCACCAAGAGGCCCAAGCCCAAAAUUAGAUCUUUGGGCCACGACUUUUUCCCUAAGUCAAAGAAACCUUGUCCUGGUCA